AUAACCCCUCCUCCUUGCGUGACCAAUUUCAAGACGAAUCACCACGCAUAAAGUCCGAGAACUCCUCCUGUGUUUAUCGAUAUUUCUCCGGAUCAGGUACACGUAGGAACUCUCCGAUUUCUGCCCGAAGCGGCGUCGAAACCCGAGAACAGCAGGUUUUUGGUCUCAGAUCCAAGCAGCAUGCUGGGCACCUUGUGCACCCUAUUGCUCUUGACCAGUUCAGUCGUGGCUCAGGUGUAUCCAAGCGGCUCCGCAACGCCCCAGUCGGGACAGCAGCGCUGCGCCGCUUGUCAGAUGGAGCCCAACGCGGACCUCGGCGCCGGCUGCCCGCGUAUUACCGGCCUCGUGCUUCUCUCCCAGACCCACCCGAGCGGCAAACUCAAAGCGGCUUUCGACUUGCAGGGAUUCGCGCAGUCCGACUCGCAGUCCCUGCGCGCCAUACACGUCCACCAGUACGGAGUGGUGAACUGUAGCUGUUCCGCUACCGGGCCGCAUUACAAUCCUCGAAAUGUCAACCACCCACUGCACCCCGGUGACUUCCACAACUUCAAGGUGAAGCGCGGCAGGAUCGUGAAGGUUUUGAGCAACCUCAAAGCCAAACUGUUCGGAGCGGAGUCGAUCCUCGGCCGUGGGCUGGUGCUCCACGAGGGAAAAGAUGAUAUGGGGCGCGGCGGCAACCAGGAAAGUUUGAGUUCUGGGAACGCUGGCCGAAGGCUGGCGUGUUGCACCAUCACACUCAGCAACUGUGACUUCUGAAAUCUAAUGGAGGCAGAGCGUGAAGCCCGGGUCUUCACUACCAACAGACAGAUUGUGGCAAUUUAACCUGUUACCUUCUCUCUCUUCAGGAAAUUAAAGUUUAGAAGAUAGUGCUCACCACACACACACACACACACACACACACACACACACACCAA
Hypanus sabinus (Atlantic stingray) is the source of this 914-nucleotide messenger RNA. RefSeq names its product extracellular superoxide dismutase [Cu-Zn]-like. Bases 181 to 756 code for a protein of 191 amino acids. Gene Ontology annotation, biological process: removal of superoxide radicals. The record is from RefSeq and is a predicted model, not a curated record. Lineage: Eukaryota; Metazoa; Chordata; Chondrichthyes; Myliobatiformes; Dasyatidae. Gene Ontology annotation, molecular function: copper ion binding; superoxide dismutase activity. The transcript has a single exon.